UGCGAGGCGGUUUGAUACUCUGUUUGGUCUGCUCUUCAGUAGCUCCGUGCCAGAACAAGAUAACCGGUAUUGCUACAAACAACACGAUGCAGGGAAAAGGACGUACAGGACCAACGGGCAGGCGUUUUAGACUGAAUAUGAUGGCACUGCUAUCAAUCUUGUCGUUACUGGUGCUCACCUACUACGUCAAGGAUGUGAAAGCAGAUGGCUUCGGAGAAACUUCCACAAGCAGAGAGGUGAACUCAUUUUUUGGCGAGGAGGACAUGAAUGGACAGAGCCCACUGUACUUUGGUACACAAGACGUCGUUGCGCCGCAGAAGAGUGAAAAGAGUGAGAAGAAGAAAAGUAAGAACAAAAACAAAAAAAACAUCAUCAUGAUGGUGACCGACGGCACGGGGCCGUCCUCCAUCAAUAUGGCAAGAUCAUACAACCAAUACAUCAACAACUUGAACUUUGACGAUAUUCUCAUGUUAGACAAGUAUCUGAUUGGACAGUCGAGGACGAUGUCGUCCUCGUCGUUGAUCACCGACUCUGCUGCAGGCGCCACAGCCUUUUCGUGCGGAUUGAAGUCGUAUAACGGUGCUAUUGGUGUCGAUCCUAUGCAAAGGCCGUGUGGCACUAUCCUGGAGGCGUUGAAGUUGAAAGGAUACAAGACGGGGAUGGUAGUCACAACAAGUCUCACCGACGCCACUCCGGCUGCCUUCAGUUCGCACGCGGACUUCCGGUCGAUGCAGGACUUAAUUGCCAACCAGCAGCUUGGGUUGAACGCUACCCUUGGUGAGAUGGUGGACUUGAUGAUUGGCGGAGGAAGAUGCUUCUUCUUACCGCAAUCAGACGCGGCGGGCUGCAGAAGCGACGAGCUCAACCUCGUUGAUUUUGCCAAAAAGCAAGGAUGGGAAGUUUCUGUGGACAGAGCUGGGUUUGACAAGCUCGGUCUCGGAUUGAACAAAGACGUCAAGCUUCCUGUGUUGUCGUUGCUUGCUUACUACAACAUUCCGUACGAGAUCGACCGAGACGAGAAGGUGUUUCCCAGCUUAUACGAGGAGACUGUAACAGCGUUGAACAUUCUUUCCCGCGAGACGGAGGACUCGGACGAAGGGUUUUUCCUCAUGGUGGAGGGGUCCAGGAUCGACCACGCAGGCCACCACAAUGACCCCCAUGCACAAGUGCGUGAAGUUCUGGCGUACGACAAGGCCUUUGCCGAGGUGAUUCGGUUUGCGCAGAACAGUGAUGUGGAGACGUAUAUUGUGAGCACGAGUGACCACGAGACGGGCGGGCUUGACGUCGGGAGACAAAUCGGCCCGGACUAUCCGGACUACGUCUGGUAUCCGGAGGUGCUCAAGAAUGCCAAACACUCGGGCGAGUACUUGAACACGAAGAUCAAUAGGUACCUCAGCCUGAACAAGAAGAUCAAGCGGGACGAGUUAAAGAGCUUCAUCCAGAAGGAGAUAUUGAGCGAGGACCUCGGCAUCGCCGACUUCGAGGAGGGGGAGGUGAAGAACAUUCUGAAAAUGAUUGUGGAGGAGGAGUCCGAGGCCGAGGCGGGGUCGGACGGAUUUGUCACGAUCAAGGAGGUCACGGGCGCCAGUGCGGUGGUGGAGUACCUCAAGAACAUGGUUUCCGUGCGUGCCCGCAUCGGGUGGUCCACCCACGGGCACACAGGGGUCGACGUGAACAUCUACGGGUACUGCAACCGGGACGAGGGCAUGGUCCGCCUACUGAAGGGGCUUGGCGGCAGCCGCGAGAACACGGACAUCGGCCGGUUCCUCGAGCAGGUGACAGGCGUGGACCUGGACGACUUGAGCGAUGUCUUGCGCCGCCGUGGCCAGGUGCACAACUAUCUUGGAGACGAAAGCGAGCGGCGGAGCGAGGAGGAGAUCGAGGAGGAGAUCGACGCCGCCGAGACCGACAACGAGGGGUUCAUCAACGUCGUGGAGUAGCGUAGACUAG
Pichia membranifaciens NRRL Y-2026 is the source of this 1950-nucleotide messenger RNA. RefSeq lists its product as hypothetical. Gene Ontology annotation, molecular function: alkaline phosphatase activity. Gene Ontology annotation, cellular component: fungal-type vacuole membrane. NCBI's taxonomy places the organism in Eukaryota, Fungi, Ascomycota, Pichiomycetes, Pichiales, Pichiaceae. Gene Ontology annotation, biological process: dephosphorylation. The transcript has a single exon. The record is from RefSeq and is a predicted model, not a curated record. Bases 141 to 1940 code for a protein of 599 amino acids.